AUGUACCGGAUGUGCAUGCACACUGACACUGGUAGUGACACUGGUAGUGAUACUGGUAGUGACACUGACACUGGUAGUGACACUGGCACUGGUAGUGACACUGGCACUGGUAGUGACACUGACACUGGUAGUGACACUGGCACUGGUAGUGACACUGGCACUGAUAGUGACACUGGCACUGGUAGUGACACUGGCACUGGUUGUAACACUGGGAGUGACACUGGCAAUGGAAGUGACACUGGUACUGGUAGUGACACUGGCACUGGUAGUAACACUGGCACUGGUAAUGACACUGGCACUGGUAAUGACACUGGCACUGGUUGUAACACUGGUAGUGACACUGGCACUGGGAGUGACACUGGUACUGGUAGUGACACUGGCACUGGUUGUAACACUGGGACUGGUAGUGACACUGGCACUGGUAGUGACAUUGGUAGUGACACUGGAACUGGUAAUGACACUGGCAAUGGUAGUGACACUGGCACUGGCAGUGACACUGGCACUGGUAGUAACACUGGUAGUGACACUGGUACUGGUAGUGACACUGACACUGGUAGUGACACUGGUAGUGACACUGGAACUGGUAAUGACACUGGCACUGGUAGUGACACUGGCACUGGCAGUGACACUGAUACUGGUAGUGGCACUGACACUGGUAGUGACACUGGCACUGGUAGUGACACUGGCACUGGUAGUAACACUGGUAGUGACACUGAUACUGGUAGUGACACUGACACUGGUAGUGACACUGGUAGUGACACUGGCACUGGUAGUGACACUGGCACUGGUAGUGACACUGGCACUGGUUGUAACACUGGUAGUGACACUGGCACUGGUAGUGACAUUGGUAGUGACACUGGCACUGGUAAUGACACUGGCAAUGGUAGUGACACUGGCACUGGUAGUGACACUGGCACUGGCAGUGACACUGAUACUGGUAGUGACACUGACACUGGUAGUGACACUGGCACUGGUAGUGACACUGGCACUGGUAGUGACACUGACACUGGUAGUGACACUGACACUGGUAGUGACACUGGUAGUUACACUGACAAUGGUAGUGACACUGGCACUGGUAGUGACACUGGCACUGGUAGUGACACUGUCACUGGUAGUGACACUGACACUGGUAGUGACACUGGUACUGGUAGUGGCAUUUGUACUGGUAGUGACACUGGCACUGGUAGUGACACUGGCACUGGUAGUGACACUGACACUGGUAGUGACACUGACACUGGUAGUGACACUGACACUGGUAGUGACACUGGUAGUGACACUGGUAGUGACACUGACACUGGUAGUGACACUGACACUGGUAGUGACACUGACACUGGUAGUGACACUGGUAGUGACACUGACACUGGUAGUGACACUGGUAGUGACACUGACACUGGUAGUGACACUGGCACUGGCAGUGACACUGGUACGGGUAGUGACACUGGCACUGGUAGUGACACUGGCACUGGCAGUGACACUGGCACGGAUAGUGACACUGGCGCGGAUCCUGUUAAGAUGUGGCCAAAGUUUUUGGACGAGUUGGAGAUGUUCAGCAAGUGUGUAGAACACCAACAAAAGAUGUGUUACAUGUGCUUUCAUGCUUGCCUGGUGUUAGGCUUAUCGGAGCAAUGUUCUCGAUCAGGAAAACCAAGAAACUCUGAGUUAGAAGUAGAACUAGACUUGGCGAAGGAGCAAGAACAGCUUCUCAAGUAG
Procambarus clarkii (red swamp crayfish) is the source of this 1710-nucleotide messenger RNA. NCBI's taxonomy places the organism in Eukaryota, Metazoa, Arthropoda, Malacostraca, Decapoda, Cambaridae. The record is from RefSeq and is a predicted model, not a curated record.